CCUGCCCUGAGCCAGCUAGCAUGAGCUUCGCGAAGCAUACAUCCCCGCAGUGAGAUGGGCGCGCGCAAAUGCAGCCAUCGCUUGCGGUAAAGCGCCAUGACGUAUUGGCCUAUCUCGUCGCCCUCCGUCUUCGCGGCUACUAAACGUACGGAUCUAGGGCGCUCUCGUGUCUCCAGCGAUGGCGUGGAGCGCAAGCAAUUAGGCGACCAAGACGCCGGGCCAGACAAUGGCUCGGCGGCUCAUUCAGAGAAAGAGAAGGCUGCAAAGGAGACGCGUGGAGUGGAAGAAAAUGGAAAUGACCAGCUGUCGCGGGCGGCGGCUCGCGGUCAGCAGGUGGAGGAUGACAUUCAUGGAACCAUCGUUGCUGUGCGGGUGACUAGGAACGGUCACUUGUUCGCAACCCUCACCAGAACAACUCUUACAGUCUGGCAGACAAAGCCUACUGUUGUUUUGGCCUCCGUACUCCGCUCAGAACAAUCCGUCAGAACAUAUGGCCCGAAUAUCGAUGUCCUUCUUCGCCCUGACUCCCAGAUAUUCGUCGUACAAACCUCGCUCGGCUUCCUCAUCACAUACUCGCUCGCGACAGACCCUACGUCACGCCUCUACAAGACCCAAUUCACCAAUACACACGGAGCACAUGCCAGAAAAAGCAGUGCCGUCACUGGCUUCAAAAUACAACGGCAGCACGAUGUCAAUGCGGGGCCGGGAGAAGGCAGUGGCCUGCGGGAGCUCAGCCUACGCUUCCGCAUGGUGAUACGGGUCGAUGCUGGAAUCAUACGGGCGCUGGCUCUAGACGACGAAUUGAUUGUUGCCACGGAGAAGCCUGCCACUGUGCAAUGCAUCCGAUGGGCGCCAGACAGCUCUGGAGGUCAAACAACGACCGAGUUGUUAUCUAAGAUGGCGUGGAUUGGAAAGAAGACAACACUACGUGACAUGGUUCAUGACCGGCCCAUGAAUCUAUCAUGUUGGAUUACCAGCGAUGGACGAGCAUUUGCUGUUCAAAAGAUUGCCAAAAAAGACAGUGUAGAUGCCGCCAUCUUUCGCGGCCACGGCUUCCACACGCCCGAGGCCGAUGCUGACAAGGGCAUCAAAGCUGCAAUCAAUGCGAGGUUCUCUCUGCUGGCAGUCGGCUGCGGCAGUGGCGAGAUCUAUGUGUAUACUGCGCGAGACUACACGGGCAACAUUCCUCUUUCGCACAAGCUGCGUCCAAACACCACGUCGCCUGGGCAAUUGACUACACUGACGUACUCGCCCGACGGGUACUGCUUGUUCGCUGGGUACGAGAAUGGUUGGGCCAUGUGGAGUGUGUACGGCAAACCUGGAGCCACCAGCUUUAGCGCAGACAGGAAGCUUUCCGAGGCGAACAAAGAGGGAUGGCUUCUUAGCAUCAAAGAGGCCUUUUGGAUUGGUGGCGGCGCCGAGCUCUUGAUGUUGAGUAACAACGACAACCGUCUCUAUACGAUGGAGAUGGCCCGGAGCGCCGUCACUGGCUGCUUCUUGUCGGCCAACAUAUCGCGUUCUUUGAUGCAAACAAGCACCGGCUUCAUGAUCUACCGUGGUUACGACCUUCCAGAUUUGACAACUAUAUCCGCCGAUGUCCCGCUCUGGCACCAUGUGCAGGUUCCUUCGGCCUACCUCGUCGACCAGUGGCCAAUUAAAAGUGCAGUCAUCUCGAACGACGGCCGAUACGUCGCAGUGGCGGGGAAAAGAGGGCUCGCGCAUUACAGCGUUAAUAGCGGACGUUGGAAAAUGUUUGACGACCCUUUCGGCGAAAACGAGUUCACUGUUCGAGGAGGCAUGUGCUGGUUUCAGCAUGUUCUAAUUGCAGCAGUCGAGUGUCACGAAUCCCACGAGGUUCGGGUGUACUCACGAGAGACGGCACUCGACAGAAGCCGCAUCAUGCACGUGCAGAGGCUGCCCGCACCAAUAGUACUGAUUUCUCCGUCAGGAGAGGACUCGCUUCUAGUCUAUACGUAUGAAAACGUGCUGCACCACUAUGUAAUUAGUGUUGCGGACGCCAGUGUCAAACUAGUUCAAGUUGGCCACAUUGCCCUAAACGGUAUCAUUCGCGCGCCACCACGCGUGCGAGCACUCAGCUGGAUUCUGCCCGAAGACCAAAUGCACAAUGGAGACCCAUCGCAAGACGUGUCGGUUGCCACGAUACUAUUCCUCGUGGACGGCAAGCUUGUAUUGCUACAACCCACGACGACGGAAAGCGGUGAACUCAAAUACGAGAUGCGUAUUAUUGCGCAAAACGUAGAGACGUAUGCUCUGAUGCGCGACCACCCUGCUUUCGCACUGGACAUGCAGCCCGACUCGUUGCCGCCCAGCCCCUCUGUAGGGCUGACUAUGGAGGGCGUGCACGGGCAUGAUUUGCGCGAUUCACUGUGGUUUUUUGAUGGCCAAGAUAUGCGAGUAUGGAUCGAUAUGCAAGACGUGCUGGCUUCGGCGUCUCCUGAGAUUGGCAGGGAGCUGCCCACAGCUGUGCAAAUCCCCGUCGACUUUUACCCUCUGUCAGCAUUGAUUAACAAGGCGAUUAUAUUUGGGGUUGAGUCUGAAUUGAUCCAGCGCAGGGAUACCAAUUUUGCGUUUCUGCGCUUUGGAGCAAGGACGCACCUCUUCCUUCCCGCACUGCUGCGCUCCCAUUUGGCCCAGUUCAACCACCCGGCGGCUCUCCAUCUCAGCCAUCAUUACCAGCACCUGCAGUACUUUGCCCAUGCUCUGGAAAUCUUAUUGCAUGAAGUAUUGGACGAGGAAGUCGACACGCAGCCGCCGCCUGAACAAGCCCUCCUGCCGAGCGUGCUCUCGUUUCUGAGUUCAUUUCCUCAGUAUCUCGACAUUGUGGUGCAGUGCACUCGCAAGACAGAAGUGCGGUCGUGGAGAACACUGUUUUCGAAUCUGCCGCCGCCUGAAGAGCUGUUUGAGGAAUCGCUGCAGAAAGGAAACCUCAAGACUGCGGGUGGCUAUCUGCUUGUUCUGCACACGUUUGAGGAGCUGCGAGCCACAGGCGACCAGGUAGUGCGCUUACUGCAGCGGGCCAAAGAAGAAGGUGAUUGGGAGCUAUGUAAAGAACUAGCGCGGUUUCUCAUGGCCCUGGAUGAGUCUGGUGCAACGCUCCGGAGCACGUUGGAGCUUGUGGAGCUGAAGACGCCGUCAGCAGAGUCCAGCUUGGGCCAGUCCCAUUUCACGUUUGAAUCUACGCGGCUCAGCGUGCCUUCGAGGGGGCGCAUCAACGGCCAUGGAGCACUAGGGGAGCCAGGGGGCGACGCUGGGGCCGACGGUGCCAGUCGAACGUCCGGAGACAGCGACGAUAUCAGCCCUGGAGCUGGAGGGGGUAGUGCGCGGGAGGGGAUCGGGGCUGGGCAGACAGCUCCCAGGGACUAUUUCGGGCUUGGGAUGAGCUAGUAGUAAUGGCGGCAGGGCGCUUUGUAGACAUAUGGAUUGAUGCACGGAUAACACGUCCAAGUGAGCCAAAGAUUGAUUGCUGCCGGGGUUGCAUUAGCAGACACAGGCCGUUUGAUCUUCGGAAUCCACAGGCCUACAUCCGUGGGGCCCAAGGUCGCUGUGGGCUCGUGGGCAUGCC
Molecule: messenger RNA, 3583 nt
Organism: Exserohilum turcica Et28A
Lineage: Eukaryota; Fungi; Ascomycota; Dothideomycetes; Pleosporales; Pleosporaceae
Exons: 5
Coding region: 97-3405 (1102 amino acids)
Biological process (GO): retrograde transport, endosome to Golgi; intracellular protein transport
Cellular component (GO): Golgi membrane; Ric1-Rgp1 guanyl-nucleotide exchange factor complex; cytosol
Molecular function (GO): protein binding
Source: RefSeq, a predicted model, not a curated record